GCAGAGGCGCAGCCCCGCCGCGACAUGGCCGCCGCCCGCCGCCCGCUGCGCCUCCUCGCCCUGGCCGCGCUGCUGGCCGCAGGUUAUGGGGACGACACUGGGGGCUUCAACCUAGAAGAUGCCCUCGGCCCUGUACCGCCCACUCCUAAGGGAGCCAAGAAGCCGUCUGGUGGGACAGGAGGGAGAGAGUUUGAUUUGGCCGAUUACUUCGAUGACCCUCUGGAGACCACCACCAGACCAGCCAAGCCAACCCCCAAGCCCUUCCCUCGGCCAGGGAAGCCAGACAACAGCUUUGGGGACGUCAUCCGCACCACCACAACCAAGCGGCCAAAAACAACGCGGCCCCCUCCCAGGCAUAACCCAGGGAACGACUUCGACUUGGCCGAUGCCUUGGAUGAUAGCAAUGAUAUGAAGGGCGGCGGGCAGCCAAAUGUGAGACCUGGUGAAGGUUUUUCAGAUGACGACCUGGCUAGCAUCGUGGACGGAGGCUACAGCCCUGACAAGAAGAAAGGUGCCGGGGGCAACACCAACAACGAAGGCAGCAGCACGGUGGAGACGGGGACCAUCGCCGGCAUCGCCAGCGCCCUGGCCAUGGCGCUCGUGGGGGCUGUCUCCAGCUACAUCUCCUACCAGCAGAAGAAGUUCUGCUUCAGCAUCCAGCAGGGACUUAACGCAGAGUAUGUGAAAGGGGAAAACAUGGAAGCUGUCGUAAGCGAGGAACCCCAAGUUAAAUAUUCAGUACUGGAAACACAGUCAGCAGAACCACCAAAACAAGACAGUGCAAAGAUCUAAAGCGUGGCCUGGGGCUAGAAAAGAAUCAGUCAGCAGCAAACACGGAGAUCUUACAUGCUUGUAAUUUAGCUUUUUAUUUAAUUUGAAUCCAAAGCUAUUUAAUGUGUACUUAGGCUUGGACUGGCUUCUUAUUGCUCUAGGCUUUAGGGUUAGGAUGGUAGUAGGUGUUGUUGUUGUGUUUGUUUUUUUUUUGGUAACAAGCUAUGUUUACAUUGAAGUAAUACUGUAGGUUUGGUCUCAAGUUGUAUGCAAACCAACAGAAGGUGCUUCAGCAGUGGUCAAUUAUCACAAGGUCUUUUUCAAGGAGAAUUGCUUACAGGUGUGAGGACAGUGAAGUGCCUGUGAAUAGCAACCCAAAGCAAACCAUUCAAAACCCUUAGUCAGUCACCUCCAGCCAACUUCUGCCAUCAGUGAUGGGCUGUCACUUCUGGCAGCAGCGAUGAAAACCACGCGUUUCCUGAGGGUAGACUGUGGUCCUUAGUGUACCCCUACCUAAAACCAAGUGCCUCUGGGUAUGUCCUCAGGUGGGGCCUCAGGCUGAGGCAGGUGAGUCCCUGCUCCCAAGCCAGGAGUUGGGGAUGCUCCACCUCCACGCAGCGCUGGGCUUCUGACCAAAUCAGAGGACCUGAUCUUCAUGCCAAGUUAUAAACACAGGUAACAGCAGUGUGUGCAGUGCUCACGUGCAGCAAAUAGCAUCUGAAUGCUGGGCUGUGGUAGAGAUGGGAAGAGAGUUACCAAGUGGCAGGGUUUGUCUGUGACAUGAGAUUCCUGUAUUAUCACUGAGACAAAACAAAAACUGUGUUCAGACGCUUUCAAGGAUGGAUUGAGAUCUCGUCCAUAGAGCAAACCACAGAUUUAACCCAAAAGGAAAGAAACAAUGUGUGCAUCUGAGAUUUCUAACUCACUGCCACUAGAGUUGUAGAUAGAGUUCUUCACCUUCUCCUCUGAUCAUUACACAACUACUGAGAGCAUUUCCUGGCACGUUAUGUAGAAAAAGGAGACAAAGCUGCAUCCUUUGGGUCACUACUAACCUUUAUAAAAAGGCUGGGUGUCCUGAGAGGAUGGGGUCUCUGCUGCUGUCCCACGAGGGUCCUGCAGCUCUCUGUGAGCCUUGCUCAGCAGAACACUACUCUAUUGCCAGGAGAGCACCCCUGUGCCACACUGGUACUGCUAUCCGGACCCAAGCACUAUAUCGCAAGAACUAGUUUUCAUACUUCCUCCCCAACCCUUUCUUACCGAUGCUGAAAUGUGGAUACAGCUACCUUCUGAUGCAUUUUUUUCCCAAAGCAAUGAAUACUUGAAAAAGCAUGCUCUGAAGUGAAGGAAAAUUCACUUUGCCUAGUGUAAAAAGUACUCACUAUUUAUAUAUAAACCUAAAAUGUGUGCAUUUUGUAAUGUUUUGCAAAUCCCAGAUUGUGUGAACGUGAACUAAAAAAAGCAUUUCCAGUUUGAUGUACAAAUUCAGAGCUUUCAGCUAGACAUGACUUACACGAGGCCUUGCCAAUAGGUGAAGGAGCCCAGGAGCAUUUCUCUGGAACGGCUCAAUUUGAAAGGAAAUUGCCCAGUAACAUUGUAAGUAUUUUGCAACAGCUGCACAAUUCUUUAUGCUCUUCUUAACACUUGCAUUUUUAAAGCCUUACACUAGCUCAACAGAACAACUACAGCAUUUUAUAAGGGAGAUAAGUUCUAAGGAUAUAUGGUGCCUGACAUAGAUUUAGAACACUUUAUCUACAAUACAGCUGUUGACUAACUACUGCUCCUUUGUUUUAUGAAUGUGUUGGGGUUAGAAAAAAUAUUAUUGUUCGUUCUGAGGCUGUAAGCAGAAGAAAUAGAUAUGGAAUACACUCGGUAUUUUUGCUUAGUCUUGGAGUAAGACUUCCACGGGGGAGCGUGGUCUGCAGAAUUCUGACCAACCCGUGCAGGAGGUCUGAUUCUAGCGAAGCCACGCAUCUCCAUUUGCAAACACCAUCAUCUAUUUUUUUCUUUCUUAGCCAAACAUAUUUGAAAGCUGUAGCAUGAAAAAUGUUUUUUUUUACAAAAUGAUUAUAGGUAAAACGUUGCAACGUAGCAUUGAUGAACACUAGGAGUCAUUUUCCUAGGUUAGAUCAAGCGAACGUAAUUCCGUUUCUUUUUGCUGAUGACAGUGCUUGCUAUAGAUGCAGAUCAUCAGUUUUAGCGCAUUCCUCUUACAGUGCACUCCCGGUUUCUCUGGUGGAUAGUGCAGUGGGUGUUCAGGAUUGCUUACAGGCUGUAACACCCUCCAUUGGGAUAUUAUUGUACUAGGACAUACAAGAAACAGGCAUGUAAUUCACAGAUACUGCAGUUUGUUUUUUUUUUUUUUAAACUUUCACUGAGAAAAAUACCAGCUUUUGGAAUUGAGAAGCAAACAGCACUGAAGUUGCUCCUUUUCUCCUUUUCAUGAGGCCUUUUUAUGACUGGUGAAAACUUUGUUAAUAUGAUUUCUAGGUGUAGUAUGCGGAAAAAAAACAAAUGCACAGUGAAAGGGAGCACUUUUCCAGUUUAGAGUAACAGAAUUCAAAAAUUCUUUCUCCAGCAUUUCAAAUGGGAAAACAUUGACAAACACUGCAGUAAAGAAAUUACUUCAAAACAAGUGCACAAAAAUCAAAGCCUUCACGUGCUAAAUGUCAGCUAAGGCUCAAAAUGCUGCUUUGUUGCAGUCUGUUUCCUUCUCCACCCGAGCUGUCAGAUCAGUGUCUGAGAAGCAGGGAGUUCAUACUUCACGCCAUUGUUAUCUCAGGCAUUAUAGCAACUGAGAGGGUUCGUUCAUGUUUUCCUAGUAGUGAUACGAGUUCUGAAACAACUGACACCUCUGUAACUAUCUUCAUUUAAUUAGUAUCCAUUCUCUUUAAACAUGGAUAUUGAAUUUUUAAAAAUUUUGCACUUAUAUUCUGUAUACACGGUGUGAACUUUCUCAUCCUUUAUUUAAAAAAAAAGGUGUAAGAUAUUAGAAAAGCAGGAUUUUUUUUUUAGGAGUCCAAAAUUAUGUAUAUACAUCUGUCCUGAGAGUUUAAGUAAAACUGUGCUGUGGGCUUUUUUUUUUUUUUUUUCUCAUCACACCCCACAUUUUUAACUAAAGCUACUUCUAAUGAAAUGGUUGAGAAGAGGUUUCACAAUUACAUAGGAAACAGAGAAUUGAAGGAACUUAACCAGCUUUUAUUCCGUUGUUUAUUCUGUUAAUUACUUGCAUUUUCCUUCAGCACAAUUGUAGAAGGUUCUGCAUUUAUGGUGCUGUGACAUUAGUUUAUUCAGUAUAGAAUACUGUGACAUGAAUUUCAGUGUUUUUUUUUUUUUUUUUCGUUUAAAUAAGCUCGGUCAUUUCCAUCCAGCCCCUUUAAGGAACCCUUACAACUGCUAUAUUUGUCAUUGUUAACUAUUCACUUGUUGUGAUAAAAAUGGAAUUAGUCCACAAUGCCGUUUCUAAUUCUGCAAAAGCAAAAUGACUAGACAGGCUAAGGCCUUCAGAUUUGCUUCAGCAACAAAUGAGGCCCAGGAACAAAUCAGGUUCAGGAACAACAGCGUUGUGAAAUUAGAGAAUAAUUUCUUUUGAGUGAAAUCCUUAUCUAAAAGCAAAGCCUAUUGUUUACUGAUGCAGAAGUGAUCUGUACCAAAUGAAGGUUGAAUGUUCUGCUGUGAAAAGAUAAGACUCAUUUUGCUAAUGUGCAUGUAAGGGUCAUGGGGGGAAAUAUCAGAAUUUGACAACCUUUGGAAAACAACAAAUAAACUGUCUAAUAAGACAUGA
This is a messenger RNA of Anas platyrhynchos (mallard), 4552 nucleotides long. RefSeq names its product CD99 molecule like 2 (gene CD99L2). The record is from RefSeq and is a predicted model, not a curated record. NCBI's taxonomy places the organism in Eukaryota, Metazoa, Chordata, Aves, Anseriformes, Anatidae.